This is a messenger RNA of Apis florea (little honeybee), 1466 nucleotides long. Its product is annotated as odorant receptor 4-like. Gene Ontology annotation, molecular function: odorant binding; olfactory receptor activity. The record is from RefSeq and is a predicted model, not a curated record. Gene Ontology annotation, biological process: detection of chemical stimulus involved in sensory perception of smell; sensory perception of smell. NCBI's taxonomy places the organism in Eukaryota, Metazoa, Arthropoda, Insecta, Hymenoptera, Apidae. Gene Ontology annotation, cellular component: plasma membrane.
AGUGGCAUCAGUCACGUACAAGCUUUCAUUCGAUUAAAAAAAAAAAAUGGCCCGUAUUCGAAACGCGAAGGAGGGCAUAAGGCAUACCUUUUGGUUUGCAUAUCCGUUCUCGAGAAUGCUCGGCUACUGGCCAUUGAGCGUCUCAUCAUCCACGUUCGCCAAAAUCUCGAAUUACGUUAUAAUUGUUCUCUCGUAUUUGCUCACAUUGAUAUUCAUGGUCCCAGGCCUUCUCUACAUAUUUCUGAAAGUGAAAAACGGCAGGUCGAGGAUUAAACUGCUGAUGUCGCACAUUAACGGGAUCGUACAAAUGGCCAAGUAUACGAUUCUAUUGCGACGAACGAAGGAAAUUGGCAAAUUAUUGGACGAGAUAAGGAAGGAUUGGAUGAUGGCCACGGAGGAGAAUCGACAAAUUUUCAGCACGAGGGCGUCCAUCGAGCACAAGCUGACCAUGGUAGUAGUGGUCACCAUGUACGGUGGAGGUUUUUUUUACAGGGCGAUCCUUCCAAUUUCGAAGGGCAGAAUCACUUUAUCGAACAACGUGACUAUAAGAUUGUUACCUUGUCCGGGUUACUUUGGCUCCUUGGACGAGCAGGUUAGCCCCAACUACGAGAUAAUCUUCAUCCUGCAAGUUCUCGGCGGAUUCGUCAUUUAUACAGCUGUGUGCGGCACCAAGAGUAUUUGUUUGAUGCUGUGCUUGCAUAUGUGCGGUUUGUUGAAGAUCUUGACGAACAAGGUGACGGAACUUACGAGUGACAAGGACGAAAAAAUUGUGCAAGAGAAGAUCGCGCAUAUCGUCGAGUAUCAGACCAGGAUCAUAGAAUUUUUGAAUGAGCUUAACCAAUUCGUGCCCUCUGUUUAUUUUUUCGAAAUUAUCCUUGAAGUAUUGAUCAUAUGCAUAAUUGGAUAUUGUCUUAUCACGGAAUGGGAAGACAACAAUACUAUGGCUACAGUAAUUUUUGUUGUCUUCCAAAUAACUUGCUUCAUUGGCACGUUCGCAGUAUGCUACGCAGGUCAACUUCUAGUUGACGAAAGCGAGAAUGUUAGACAAGCAUGCAGCACAUUGAAUUGGUAUCGAUUACCUGUGAAAAAGGCGCGCAGCUUGGUAUUAUUAAUCAUUAUGUCGAAUUAUCCAAUAAAAGUAACAGCAGGAAGAAUUGUAGAUGUGUCCUUAGUCACUUUUACUAGUAUCAUUAAAAGUUCAGUGGGAUAUAUGAAUAUAUUACAACAAGUUACUUAAAAUCGUACGUUUGUUGUUAGAAAACUACAAUGAAAUCUACUAUACGAUACGUUAGCCAAAAAUGAUAUUACUAUGUAGUACACAGCACUUUGUUCACUUUCCUUUCAAAUCAAAAUUUAAACUGCAAUUACGAGAAAAUUGUACAAUUUUGUUCCUUCAGCAUUUCACCCUUUGUAUUUAUUUUAUAUUUAUCGCAACAGAGACGCAAACUUCGCAAACGAUACAGUAC